Odontomachus brunneus is the source of this 994-nucleotide messenger RNA. Its product is annotated as chymotrypsin-1-like. The transcript has 5 exons. Lineage: Eukaryota; Metazoa; Arthropoda; Insecta; Hymenoptera; Formicidae. Gene Ontology annotation, molecular function: serine-type endopeptidase activity. The record is from RefSeq and is a predicted model, not a curated record. Bases 94 to 834 code for a protein of 246 amino acids. Gene Ontology annotation, biological process: proteolysis.
CAUAGAUAUUGGGUAUAAAAAAGAACGCUGAGUAGUCUACGUAUCUAGUUUCCAAUUUGUUCUGGAUCUGGCUACCGAAUUACGACCAUCGAGAUGACAAAGUUAACAAUUCUGCUGGUUGUCAGCAUUAUCGCUAAGGUAUACGGUGAUGAACCUGAACCUAUCGUGGGUGGCAACGUGGCAUCGCCUGGACAAUUUAAACAUCAAAUCUCCCUUCGGCAAGAUGGCAACCAUAUUUGCGGAGGAACUAUUAUUAGCGACAGACAUAUUGUCACUGCUGCUCAUUGUAUACCGUCUGCAAAACAAUGGAAAUCCUUGACCAUUCGAACCGGAACAAACAAUGUAAAAAGUGGUGGUCAAAUACACCAAAUUAAGUGCAUUCAAGUGCAUUCAGGAUUCAACAUGAAUACCCUUAAGGAUGAUAUCGCUGUGAUCGCUGUAACAAAACCGAUGAGCUUCAACAAUUAUCAAGCUCCAAUUCCUCUGGCGAGUAUGGAUUAUGCCAAUGGCCAAAAUCGUGCUAUAGUAAGUGGAUGGGGACAGCUCGGUAAAAAUCAAGGCAUGCCAACGAUGCUUCAAUAUGUCAAUGUGAGGAUGCUGAGCGCUAAUGAGUGCCGAAAGGCGCAUUCAGACACUAAUUAUAAACAGAUAUGUACUUUUAACAGCUAUGGGAAAGGUUCCUGCAUGGGUGACAGCGGCGGUCCUCUUAUUUCCAAUGAUCAAUUUGUUGGUGUUGUGUCCUGGGGCAUUCCUUGUGCUGUGGGUCAACCUGAUGUAUUCACUAGUGUCUACUAUUAUCGGGACUGGAUUAAACAAUGCCAACAGAAGUGCUGAUUAUUCGAAUAAUCAUAGUCGACAGACAAUCUAUAUUUCAAACAUUGUACAGAAUUUUCAGUUACAGCAUGUAAAUCGCGUUGCUAACGUCAUAUUAAUAAGUUCUAUAGAAAUUAUAUGAAGACAUAAAGUAAACAAUAAAAAUAUUAUUCUAAAUAAA